Messenger RNA from Cryptomeria japonica (Japanese cedar), 2180 nucleotides. Its product is annotated as probable WRKY transcription factor 21. Lineage: Eukaryota; Viridiplantae; Streptophyta; Pinopsida; Cupressales; Cupressaceae. Bases 633 to 1658 code for a protein of 341 amino acids. Gene Ontology annotation, molecular function: sequence-specific DNA binding; DNA-binding transcription factor activity. The record is from RefSeq and is a predicted model, not a curated record. Gene Ontology annotation, biological process: regulation of DNA-templated transcription. The transcript is spliced from 4 exons.
UACUGUUCUGAAAAUCUGCUGUUCUUCCUCCCUCCUCUCUCUUCUGUGUGAGGGAUUUCUGAUGUCCUCCUGGCAUAGAAAAAGCUGGGAUUUGGGUGUGGGAUUGGAGGGUCAGGACAAGCCAUGAAUGCAGAUGGGUAUUGUGGGGAUGAAUGGAAGGUGGAAUUUAGCAGGUGGGUAUUUAGUUUGAGGGGAUUUGAUGGGGUAUGGAGAGAGAACCGGGGGAUGGCAUUGUUUUGAGAAUAUAUAGCUGGUGGUGGCAGAGAUAGUUGGAUAAUGGAGGGAUGAUGAUGAGGUUGCAUUUGUGGCGGUUAUGUGCAUUUUUGGGUGAUGAUAUGUGUCGAAUGGCGUGUGGUUUGGAUUGAGUGGGUGGUCCGAUUCUUGAGGGGGGUGGUGGUUAGGACUUGAAGAUUAUUGGGAGGAUUGCUUGUUUUGAGGCACAUUUAUUUCUGGCACUGGACUGCUUUGGUUUUGUUAUCUAUUGGGUUGCUGGAAUUCAGGAUUUGAGCAAUGGAGAAGCGCAGAGGAGCUGGAAUAUGAGUUGUCCUGUUCUGUUCUGGACUUGGAGUUUGGAGAUGGAUUUGUGAAUGGGGCACACAGUUUCUGGUGCACGUUGUGUUUGAGAAUCUGAUAUGGAGGAUCAAGUAAUGGGGGACAUUGAAAAGAUUGAGGUUGCUACAAGAGCUGGUAUUGAUAGCACCCAUAGAGUGUUGAGUAUUUUGUUGCAGCAGGACCAGUGGAAUAGCAAUAAUGCUAGUGCUAUGGCUAAUUUGUGUAUGGCUGCGGAGGAUGCCAUUGCAACUUUUCAGAGAGUGGUGUCCUUACUGGGUCCUCAGACUAGGAAAGGUCAUGCGAGAAUCAGAAAGGGUCCUAUCCAAUCCCCUGGUAAUUGUGCUAAAGCAUUUAUGGAAGCACCCAAUUUGUUACAUCUGGACGGUUUCGGUCCAUAUAUUUCUUCUGCGUCAGUCUGCCCAUCACCACCACAAUUGGGUCAGGUCAGACAGUUCAUUCCUAGUCAUAAUGCCUCUACGGUUUUUUCAAUGAAUGCUCUUCACCAUCAUCAACAGCAACUAUUUCAGCAGCAGCUCAACUUACAGACAGAGCUCAUGUUGAAGAACAAUUCAUAUAUGAAGUUUGGGAACUCCAUCAGCUGCACACCCACAUUUUCCUCUACAAAAUCAUUCAUGUCAUCUCUCAGCAUGGAUGGGAGCGUGGCCAAUGACAAGCCAUUGCUGCCAUUUCAUCAUCAGUUGAUGCAAACCAGUCAGGAAGACACUCUCCUUUCAUCUUCCAAGAGAAAAUGUUCUGGAAAAGGUGAUGAAUCAGGUGGUGGCAAAUGUAGGAGCUCUGGAAGGUGUCAUUGCUCAAAACGAAGGCCACUGAGAGUCAAAAGAUCCAUUAGAGUCCCAGCCAUUAGUAGCAAACUGGCAGAUAUUCCUCCCGAUGAUUAUUCAUGGAGGAAAUACGGACAAAAACCCAUCAAGGGCUCUCCUCAUCCAAGGGGUUAUUAUAAAUGUAGCAGUGUGAGAGGUUGUCCUGCUAGGAAGCAUGUGGAGCGUUGUUUGGAAGAUCCCUCAAUGUUGAUUGUGACAUACGAAGGAGAGCACAAUCACUCCAGGAAACUAUCUGGGAGCCCAAAUCUUGUGAUGCAUACCUAAGGUUUCGCUGUCACUGUUGCUAUUUAAUGGCAAAAGAUGCCUUCCAGAUAAUCGAUUUAUAACUUCCAUUAUACAUUAGUCACAUUUCAUCUGGCAUUGGCAUUCACCAAUCAGGAAUCCUUGAGGCAAUAUUUAUAUUUCUACACUCACUGGAAGUGGUCAUGCUUAAUUCCUUUUUCAUGGUUUCAUCUAGAGGGCUAAUGGCAUUUUUGCACCAUGUAUUUUCUUACUCUGGCAUUCAGAAUAUCCAAGAUUAAAAGAACUAGUUAGCUUUGCUGCACAAGAGUCAAAUCUUAUGCGGACCCUGCAAUGAGCCACGCUUGGAAGAAGAUGAAAUAUGGCAUACAUUGUUCAUAUACUAAAAACACGUUGGCUUUCUUCUCUGCUGAUUUUGGUGGUUGUAAAUUAUUGCAAAGUUAUAGCUUAUUUGUGUUUCACUAUUUUCUGAUUACUUGACCUUAAUUAAGCCUUCUACCAAUGGAUGUACCUAAGCUGACAGAUUAUAUGGGUUGGUUUUCUGUA